Molecule: messenger RNA, 1224 nt
Organism: Myxocyprinus asiaticus (Chinese sucker)
Lineage: Eukaryota; Metazoa; Chordata; Actinopteri; Cypriniformes; Catostomidae
Gene: mid1ip1a
Product: MID1 interacting protein 1a
Exons: 1
Coding region: 9-539 (176 amino acids)
Biological process (GO): regulation of lipid biosynthetic process
Cellular component (GO): cytosol
Source: RefSeq, a predicted model, not a curated record
CUAAGCACAUGAGAGAGGGACAUAUCUCCCCCAGAGAAGACAGAAAACUACUCUCGAAUUACCCCAAAUCAUCAAUCAAGAUGCAGAUGUCCGAGCCCCUCAGCCAGAAGAACGCUCUCUUCACGGCCAUGAACCGCUUCAUCGGCGCCGUCAACAACAUGGAUCAGACGGUCAUGGUGCCGAGCCUGCUGAGAGAUGUUCCGCUGGACCAAGAGAAGGAGCAGCAAAAGUUAACCAACGAAUCCGGUAGCUAUCUGCUCGAUGCAGAGGCAGACAUGUACAGCUAUUACUCCCAGCUCAAGUCCAUCCGAAACAACAUUGAAUGGGGUGUCAUGCGUGCAGAGGAGCAGAGGCGCAAGAAGGACACUCCUGCGUUGGAGCCAGUGCGCACAGAACUGGAGAAUGACGUGGACCUGGAACAGCUUCUGCAGUACCACCUGAGGGGCUUGCAUGGGGUGCUGUCCAAACUUACAAGCCAAGCCAACAACCUGACCAACCGAUACAAGCAGGAGAUUGGCAUUGCUGGUUGGGGACAAUGAACUGCAUCAUGAAGGGUCCACACAUGAUGAUCUAUUCUGAUCUAAUAGGAUCUGUUCAACAUUUGUGGAAGAGCUUGAAGGGACUGACAAAACACUAAAAGUUUGAAAGCAAACCCAGAGGGGAAAGUGGUUUUGUUUUAGUAUUGACCAUGGUGUUGAUCACUGAUGUGUUGUAAGGGCUGCUUCCUGACUUCAGGUCUUAAGCCAUUUUAUUUGCACUGCCAGUUUCCUUUUUAUUUUUUAAAAUACCCAUUCAAAUGGCUGGCUGCCAUAACUUUCAUUGAUAUUUAAAUCUAUUUAUGUAUUAUGUACAAUUGAAAACUUUUAUUUUUCCAUUCUUCUUCAAUGUUCAAGAAGAAAACUGUUGUAUUAUGAUGUUCCUGAAUGUUUCAGAAGACACACAGACCUACUAAGUGUGUUUCCACUGAUACCUUUAUAGGAAUUGAGUGUUUGAUAGUUUGUGUAUGUGAGAACAGACAUAGAUAGAUCCGUAGAGGCGGCCUGGGGACAUUUCCUGCUUAUGACUCGAAACUAUCUGUGAAUCAUCCUGUGAAUCAAUGAUGUGGAAUGCUCUGAAAAAUCUGUUUGCAGGUGUCAUGAUGAGCUCCAUGAGAUUCUAUGCCAUAUUGUGCCACGAUGCCAGUAUGUUAUUGUUUUAUGACAAAAUAAACAUUUGUAAAUUGAA